Eublepharis macularius is the source of this 1861-nucleotide messenger RNA. It is a transcript of the gene GNB2, whose product is annotated as G protein subunit beta 2. Gene Ontology annotation, cellular component: cytoplasm; heterotrimeric G-protein complex. Bases 231 to 1253 code for a protein of 340 amino acids. The record is from RefSeq and is a predicted model, not a curated record. NCBI's taxonomy places the organism in Eukaryota, Metazoa, Chordata, Lepidosauria, Squamata, Eublepharidae. Gene Ontology annotation, biological process: G protein-coupled receptor signaling pathway. The transcript has 10 exons. Gene Ontology annotation, molecular function: protein binding; signaling receptor complex adaptor activity.
CGCGGCCGGGCGGGGCGGGAUCGCUCCGCGCACCGCGAGUCGAGUCCCGGCCGCCGCCGCCGCCGCCGCGCCCAGCAGAGGAAGAGCGCGCCGAUCCCUCCGCCUCCAGCGCGGCGGCAACGAGUCCCACCCCCACCCUCCCCGGCGGCGGCGGCGGCGGCGCUCUCAGCAGCAGGAUUGUGGCCAGCUCAGUGGGGCUGCAGGCCAAGCCCCCUGCGCCAACAUCCGCCAUGAGCGAGCUGGAGCAGUUGAGGCAGGAGGUGGAGCAGCUCCGGAACCAGAUUAGGGACGCCAGGAAAGCAUGUGGCGAUUCCACAUUGACCCAGAUCACAGCUGGCCUCGAUCCAGUUGGCCGGAUCCAGAUGCGGACGAGGCGCACAUUGCGUGGCCACCUGGCAAAAAUCUACGCCAUGCACUGGGGGACAGACUCCAGGCUGCUUGUGAGUGCCUCCCAAGAUGGGAAGUUGAUCAUCUGGGACAGCUACACCACAAAUAAGGUCCAUGCUAUCCCACUGAGGUCAUCUUGGGUGAUGACUUGUGCCUACGCUCCAUCUGGAAAUUACGUGGCUUGUGGGGGCCUUGACAACAUCUGCUCCAUCUACAGCCUCAAAACCCGGGAGGGGAAUGUCCGUGUCAGUCGGGAAUUACCAGGACACACGGGGUACCUCUCCUGUUGCCGGUUCCUUAAUGACAACCAGAUCAUCACUAGCUCUGGGGACACCACAUGUGCCCUGUGGGACAUUGAGACAGGCCAGCAGACCACAGCAUUCACAGGCCACAGCGGUGAUGUCAUGUCCUUGUCCCUGUCCCCUGACAUGCGCACUUUUGUCUCGGGCGCCUGCGAUGCCUCCAUCAAGCUGUGGGACAUCCGAGACAGCAUGUGUCGGCAGACGUUCACUGGGCACGAGUCGGAUAUCAAUGCCGUCUGUUUUUUCCCCAACGGAAAUGCAUUUACGACAGGCUCAGACGAUGCCACCUGCCGCCUCUUUGACCUGCGCGCUGACCAGGAGCUCAUGAUGUACUCCCAUGACAACAUCAUCUGCGGCAUCACCUCAGUAGCCUUCUCCCGGAGUGGCCGCCUGCUGCUGGCUGGUUACGACGACUUCAAUUGCAACAUCUGGGACUCCAUGAAGGGCGAUCGUGCGGGGGUCCUGGCGGGCCACGACAACCGGGUCAGCUGCCUAGGUGUGACAGAUGACGGCAUGGCUGUAGCGACUGGCUCUUGGGACAGCUUCUUGAAAGUGUGGAACUGAUCCUCCUUGCGGGGGGGGGGGGAGUGGGGCGGCCCCAGGAGGCCGCCUUGUGUUCCCACCAUGCAGCCUCUGUGCUCCCUGCUGCGGGAGGGGGGCUGUGGCCUUGGCUCUUCUACCACUCAUCCCAACAUUUUUGGUUUAAAAAAAUGCCCCGACCAACCAGCUUCUCUCUCUCUGGAAGCAGGAUUAUAGGAGAGGGUGCCUUUGGCAGAGCCCUGUCUCAAGACAGAGAGGAAGAGGAGGGCAGGGGGCUCUGGCAGGGAGGGAAGAUUGGAACACUUUCCACUCUCGGCACAUUCCAGCCCCGGUCCCUUCACGAGAAGAUGCUUUAAGCCCCCCCCCCCCCCGCCUCCAGUCACUGAGCAGGGGGAGGGGAAUUGCUUGUUGGGGGGGGAGAAAAGGGGGGUGGGUGGGGGAUGUAAAACCUUUGGUGUGCCAACAUGUCCCUUCCCCUGCUGUGGUGCUUUGGGACUUCAUGGCAGCAGCUGAGGCGGGUGCCGUUUUUCUGGCCCUGCCCCUGUCUUUUCCCAGUCCGCCAGAGGCGUUGUAGCUGGCACCCCAGCUCUGGCAGGUCUGUGUGUAAACCUGUAAAGAACAGAAACGAAGAA